AUGUUCAGUGUAGGUGGCUACAGCUACUACUGGUCGUGCCGCAGCGAUGGUAACCAUCUCCCGGGAGUAACCACAGCCAUCUCCAGUAUACUUCAGCCCUCGGUAGUAAAGGAUACUCCUGUCGAUGAGCGUAAAAUGGCGACAACAGUUCGCUUAGUAAAUGACCAGAUCUCAGAUCCUGUUGCGGUGCGGGAGCGCUGGGCUGAAUAUUUUGAGUAUCUGUACCGGGUUAACCCACCAACAGUUAAAUUGGAUGCGGAUGAUCUGCACAAGUAUCUCUGGCUUCCAGUGUCCCCUAUGAGAAUAUUCUGUAUUGCUCUAGGGCGUUCGCCAAUCAAUUCUAGAGCUGCAUUAAGCAUUUUACGAUUGAAGGUUCCCCACAGAAUUACAGGGUCUGGUCGAGUCCUUCAGGGAGUGGCCCUCCUCGCCCUAGUCGCGUCGAGCCUCGCCACUUACGGCAGCAGGAUACGGGGAGGAACCUCAGCAGGCGCGCGAGGAGGCGUCGCGGGCGGCGGCGGCGGAGCCUACGCCGGGAGCAGGAGCCUGAGCCUCCUCGCAGGGGCGACCGGCGCGGGGCGCGGCGUGGCGAGCAGCAGCUCUCCCAGCGCCAUCUCCUUCGUCCAGUUCGGAGCCGCCAAGGUGGAAGCAACGGUGGAGAUGCUGGUUCCUCCGGUGGAUCAAGUGCCGGAUUCGGUGGAUCAGGAGGAUCAAGUGGGAUCAGCGGUGGAUAUGGCGGUUCUUCCGGUGGAUCAAGUGGAGGCAGCAGUAGCGAUUCGGUGGAUCAGCGGUGGAUAUGGCGGGUCUUCUAGUGGAAGCAGCACUGGAUAUGGCGGAUCUUCUACUGGAUCAAGUGGUGGAAUAGGUGGAAUUGGUGGAUCAAGUGGAAGCAGCGGUGGGUAUGGCGGGUCUUCCGGUGGAUCAAGUGGUGGAUUAGGUGGAAUUGGUGGAUCAGGUGGAAGCAGCUCUGGAUAUGGCGGAUUUUCCACUGGAUCAAGUGGUGGGAUAGGUGGAAUUGGUGGAUCAGGUGGAAGCAGCGGUGGAUAUGGCGGGUCUUCCACUGGAUCAAGUGGAAAUGGUGGAUCAAGUGGAAGCAGCGGUGGAUAUGGCGGGUCUUCCACUGGAUCAAGUGGUGGAAUAGGUGGGAUUGGUGGAUCAGGUGGAAGCAGCGCUGGAUAUGGUGGAUCUUCUACUGGAUUAAGUGGUGGAUUAGGUGGGAUUGGUGGAUCAGGUGGAAGCAGCACUGGAUAUGGCGGAUCUUCUACUGGAUCAAGUGGUGGAAUAGUGGAAGCAGCGUCUGGAUAUGGCGGUUCUUCCGGUGGCUCAAGUGGUGGAUUAGGUGGAAUUGGUGGAUCAAGUGGAAGCAGCGGUGGAUAUGGCGGUUCUUCCGGUGGAUCAAGUGGUGGAGUAGGUGGAUCUGGUGGAAGCAGCGGUGGAUAUGGAGGAUCUUCCACUGGAUCAAGUGGUGGAUUAGGU
Penaeus vannamei (Pacific white shrimp) is the source of this 1473-nucleotide messenger RNA. NCBI's taxonomy places the organism in Eukaryota, Metazoa, Arthropoda, Malacostraca, Decapoda, Penaeidae. The record is from RefSeq and is a predicted model, not a curated record.